UUGUCAGUCGUCACCUCUAGUGAUUCAAGAUUUUACUAUCUGCCUGAGUGCCUGCCAAUUUGGCUUAUCAAAGUUCAAAACAUUUUAUCAAUUGCUUGGUAAUUUUUUAUACUUUUACAUGAAAUACUGAUCGUUAAAAAUAAAUGUUAUUAACAUUGAUACUAUAAAAAAUGGCAGAAUUCUUAAAGGGAUUAAUAUUGUCGAUUUUAUCGGAAAAGUGUUACAGUGAAUAUUUCGUCAAGUAUAAUUUCUUAGACGAACCAUGCUUCAAAACAACAUUAAGUAAAGGGCUCGGUAUCGGUAUAAUUGCUGGUUCAAUUUUGGUGAAAGUACCACAAAUUUUGAAGAUUCUCGGCAGCAAGAGCGCUGAGGGUAUUAACAUUUAUGGAGUUUCCUUGGAGUUAUUUGCAAUAACAGCAAAUUUUGCAUAUAGUUAUGUUAUGAAUUUUCCAUUUAGUGCAUGGGGUGAAGGAACAUUCCUUGCUAUUCAAACAGCUGCUAUUGCUUCACUGGUGCUGCAUUAUGGAGGAGCCCCGGGCAAGGCUAUAAUGUUUUUAACUACUUAUGUAGGCCUAGUAUCUAUACUAGUCAGUGGGUAUACACCAAAGGAUAUAUUAUGGAUGAUGCAAGCUAUUAAUGUUCCUAUUAUUGUUAUAGCAAAGUCAAUACAAAUUCUUACAAAUUACAAGAAUGGAAGUACUGGUCAACUGUCUGCUGUUACUUGCUUGUUGCUAUUUGGAGGCAGUAUAGCAAGAAUAUUCACUUCGAUACAGGAAACUGGAGAUUUCAUUAUUAUAGUCACUUACUGUGUAUCAACAAUUGCCAAUGGGGCCUUGGUCUUGCAAUUGUUUUGGUAUUGGAAUGUUGUUAAUAAGACUGCUAAGAAUAAAAAUAAGAAGAAGCGCACAUAGUCAAUUAAUAUAGUUAUGGACUAUUUAAAUCUUUUUUUU
Messenger RNA from Vanessa atalanta (red admiral), 950 nucleotides. RefSeq names its product mannose-P-dolichol utilization defect 1 protein homolog. Gene Ontology annotation, biological process: oligosaccharide biosynthetic process. The transcript is spliced from 4 exons. Bases 171 to 911 code for a protein of 246 amino acids. The record is from RefSeq and is a predicted model, not a curated record. Lineage: Eukaryota; Metazoa; Arthropoda; Insecta; Lepidoptera; Nymphalidae.